GAUUUCUAGUAGUGAUCAGCGAACAUUGGAGGCGACACACAUGGCGACCGUGACGGGGCAGGAUAAGCGUCGUCUUGUCGAUCUCAGCACACGAGUGGGAACCUGCUGGCCCCAAAAUCUAAAGUCCACCCGUGUGUCCGUCUCUGCUGCUGUUAACACUGUGGGAUGAAUGAAGGCAGAUGAAGGAGCUGCUAAAGUUGUGUAAAGUGUACGAUGAGCGUGAGGAGUUUGGAUGUUGAAUGGAUCUGAUGGAGCCUGAAGGUCCCUGUAGGAGAAGCUGCUCCUGAUCUGAAGAAGCCCUGAUAUCAGAGGACGUCGUAGGGCUCAUAAAGCACAUGUUAGGUCUAGAGAUACUGACGUAGGGCGUUUUAUGAAGCCUAUAUCGAUGGAAGAAUGUAUGGAAGGCUUCCUUUAUGAAGCUUAUUGUGAAAGGUCACAUACUGGCUCCAUGUGGAUCUGCACCAGUAGAACUUGGUCAAUACAGUUUAACUUCACUACCUGAGGCUGGUGCAGUGGACGCCAACCAGAUCCUACACUAAAGAUGCCCUCUCGCUGCAGGAAUGCGCUGAACAUCGCUGUCACCACCCUUUUUGCUGCGGUGGUUCUCUUCACCAUCCUCCUGGCUUAUGUCACAGGCUACCAGUUCAUCCACACUGAGCAGCACCACCUUUCCUUCGGCCUCUAUGGUGCCUUCCUCUCGCUCCACCUCUUCCUCCAGAGCCUCUUUGCUUUCCUGGAGCAUCGUCGGAUGAGGAACCCGGCCCGGCCUCAUCACCUCCGCCGCUCCGUGGCGCUCUGCAUCGCGGCCUUCCAGGAGGACCCGGACUACCUGAGGAAGUGUCUGCGCAGCAUCCGCCGCAUCUCCUUCCCGGGCCUGAAGGUGGUGCUGGUGGUGGACGGGAACCGGCCCGAGGACCGCUACAUGAUGGACAUCUUCCAGGAGGUCAUGGGCGGGGCGGAGCAGGCCGGCAGCAUGGUGUGGAAGGGGAACUACCACAGCGACGGCAGCGGAGGAGGAGGCGUCGGAGGCGGGGGGAGGAGCACGGUGCACAUGGAGGAGGCGUCGAGGGUGGCCCGGCUGGUCAGAGGCUGCCGCUAUUCCUGCGUCAUGCAGGAGUGGGGAGGCAAGAGGGAGGUGAUGUACACGGCCUUCAAAGCUCUGGGCGACAGCGUGGAUUAUGUGCAGGUGUGUGACUCGGACACAGUCCUGGACCCGGCUUGUACCAUAGAGAUGCUGAAGAUCCUGGAGGAAGACCCGAUGGUGGGAGGGGUCGGCGGAGACGUACAGAUCCUCAAUAAGUACGACUCGUGGAUCUCCUUCCUCAGCAGCGUACGCUACUGGAUGGCCUUCAACAUCGAGCGCGCCUGCCAGUCGUACUUCGGCUGCGUCCAGUGCAUCAGCGGCCCUCUGGGCAUGUACAGGAACUCCCUGCUGCAGCGCUUCCUGGAGCCCUGGUACCACCAGACCUUCCUGGGCUCCAAGUGCAGCUUCGGAGACGACCGCCACCUCACCAACCGGGUGCUCAGCUUCGGCUACAAGACCAAGUUCACGGCCCGGUCACAGUGCCAGACCGAGACGCCGACCCAGUACCUGCGCUGGCUCAACCAGCAGACUCGGUGGAGCAAGUCGUACUUCCGCGAGUGGCUCUACAACGCCCUGUGGUUCCACAAGCACAGCCUCUGGAUGACCUACGAGUCCGUGGUCACCGGCUUCUUCCCCUUCUUCCUGGUCGCCACCGUCAUCCACCUCUUCUACCGGGGCCGGCUCUGGAACAUCCUGCUCUUCCUGCUGACGGUGCAGCUGGUCGGGAUGGUGAAGGCCACCUACGCCUGCUUCCUGCGGGGCAGCCUGGUCAUGAUCUUCAUGUCGCUCUACUCCCUGCUCUACAUGUCCAGCCUGCUCCCGGCCAAAAUAUUCGCCCUGCUCACCAUCAACAAGGCCGGCUGGGGCACGUCGGGCCGCAGGAAGAUCGUGGUCAACCUCAUCGGCGCCGUUCCCGUCACGGUGUGGGCUAUGGUGCUGCUGGGAGGCGUGGCCUAUACCAUCUACUGUGAAACACAGGAGCCGUUCAGCGAGACUGAGAAGGUCCUGUUGAUAGCGGGGAUGAUACUCUACGCCUGCUACUGGGUCAUUCUGCUGGUGCUCUACCUGGCGAUCGUAGCCAAACGGUGCAACAAGAGGGAGGAGCAGUAUCACCUGCCGUACGCUGAGGCAUAAACCCGCCAGCGGAGAGACCGCUAGGACGUUAGCGCCGGGUUUUUCAAUUCUAGCGAGGUCCCCGUUUGACCCCAUGAGCCGCUAGAAGGAUCGAGCUGGAAACCAGGAUCACACCUUCAUCACUGGUGCUAAAAAAACAAACAAGAGGCGUGAAUCUGAACUCUGGGCGGCAGGAAUCCUCAACGGUGACGGGAUCCACGCAGCUCCCCAUUAAUCGUCACGCUCAAUGGUGCUUCAGACUGAACCAAGCAGGACUGAUCCAGGGUGAUGAUGCUGUUGCUCUGAAGAACAUUAGGUAGACGACGGUGAGUGUAGACAAAAGAAAGAGGGUAAAAAUAACAAUGAAGUCAGAGCUGCAAAACAAACCUGAUCAGAUUCUGUGGAAACGACUGAAAGAGCCACUUGAGUUUAUUUAAAAAAGUUAUUCAGACAAGAAACGACAAGAGAGACUAGAGCUGGAGUCAGGAAGCUAACAGCUAACACAGGUAGCAGGAAAGGCAGUCAGACUCUUCUUACAUAUUAGUGGUCGCUGUAGUCGCUCCUCCUGUACAGACUGACGUAAAAUAUGUGUAGAAAAACACAUAGUUCCAUCUAUCUAUCGAUCAGUGUCGGCAGCUUCUCAAUUUAUCGACGGUUUUGGCUUAAAAACCAUUCGUUACCAGCGGUUUGGUUUCAUGAUGCAAUCUUUGUUCAAAUAAUAAAAAUAAUAGUAAUAUUUAAAGCCAUAGCUCAUCAAAUUAGUACUGAAGUUAAUUUAGACGCCCGGACACGGACCUGAAAUAGAUUAGAAAUUAACAAGAAAACAUCUGCAACCAACGUUAGCCCAAAGAAACCAAGCUUCGUCUACAGGCUGGAACCAGGCUACGAACUCCUGCAGCUUUAGGACGGGUUUUAUUCUCAGUCUGAGUAAAGACUCACUGCUUUAUAGGGACAGGGUUCUGCACAGUGUCGGCUUUUUCUGAAGCUUCCUCUAAGUUCAGCUGGACAGAUAUCGUUCACUGCCACAUCCUGAUUCAGGGACAGCGCGAGAAAAUGUGUCGGGUUGAUUUUUAGAGACGCCUUGAACUAAUUUCAGUGCAGCUCUGCACGGUUGUAUCAGUUCUGCUGACGGACACGAUUCACAGGGACUAGUUUAACCUGGAGAUGUUUAGUAAUGUAUAAGAAUAAUAAGGUCAGAGGGCGUCUGUGAUCUGAAUCCUGCAGGAAUCAACCUCGUCUUUAAUUUAUAAAGGAAAAAUCAAUCCAACCAUGUUUCUCCAGACGCAGACGUCCUGAGAUAAAACUGAAAAUAAAACUGCCUCUGUUGAUCUGAUAAUGAUGAAGGCUGAGUUCUCAUUUAAUUAAUGCUACGCUUUGCUCAACCUCCACCAGCUACAAGGAGAUUAUAACUGAACUUAUUUUUAAAAAUAGUUUUUACAGCUCUCACGGUCCCACGGGACUAAAAGGAAACUUAUCCAAAACGUCACUACUUGAACAUUUAUCAACAUUAUAUUAACUACCUGAAAUGACAAUUCUUGAAAAGAAAUAUAGUUUUAAUGUAUUUUACAGUUUGGCCCAAGUCCCGCCCACUAACAUGGAGGGGGUGGGGCUUAUGAGCUAUACUGCGGCCUCCAGCCACCAGGGGGAGCUCUGCUAGUUCAGUCUUUACGUACAGUCUCAUCACAUAAUGUUUUAGCAGCAGAGACGUCGGCGUAAAUCAGUAAAUUAGAUGUUGUGACUCCGGGUGAAACUGGUCCCUGAGAAGCUUUAGACUCAAACCUGGUGAAAUCUGAAUGAAGCGUGUUCUGGUGUGAACAGGAGGAACCAGUUCAUCCCGACUGAUCCGACCUUCUCAUGAACAGCACAAUCAUCCGCGAGCAUCCACAGACAAUCCCGAACCUUUCCGAACACGCAGCUGAGUCUUUGGUGCUGUUGAACGGUGUCAACGAGGAGAAAUCUCCGACCCUAGUUUCCUUUUCUAUAAAUAUAUAUAUUGUAAAGGUGCCAAUGACGUUUUCCUACUGGACAGUUGUGUCGUCUCUCUUCAUUCGUUUCAUCCAUCAGCAGCGGAAAGACUGAACAAACCAAAGACGUUUCUUUAAGGUAUGUUCCAAAAAAAAUCCUCAUCCUGUUUUAUUUUAUUUUAAUUUUUUUAACUGUGAAAAUCUCUGCAGUUUAACUUAUGUUCUUGUUUCUUUGGAGCUGGUGCAUAAGUUUAAACGUGAUUUAAAAAUAAUUAAAAAAUGACCCAUUCAUUAAAAAGGAGAACGUGUUUGGA
Molecule: messenger RNA, 4475 nt
Organism: Mugil cephalus (flathead mullet)
Lineage: Eukaryota; Metazoa; Chordata; Actinopteri; Mugiliformes; Mugilidae
Gene: has3
Product: hyaluronan synthase 3
Exons: 6
Coding region: 542-2218 (558 amino acids)
Biological process (GO): hyaluronan biosynthetic process; extracellular matrix assembly
Molecular function (GO): hyaluronan synthase activity
Source: RefSeq, a predicted model, not a curated record